AUGGCGCUCGCACUCUCCAUCUUGCUGCUCGUUAUUCUAACAAACGUUCUUGCGUGGAUAGGCCAUGCCGUCCUCCUCGACGCGGCAUACGCUCUCUAUGCUCGAAUUGUAGAUAAUGCAGGUUUCAGCGAGCAAAAGCAGCUAAAGGCCUCGAUCCUCGAGCUCAAGUAUGACCUAGCACAUACCAGCGCACAGGACGAGUUUGCAAAGUGGGCAAAGCUGCGGAGACGACACGACAAGGCAAUGGCAGAUCUCGAGAAACUCAAUACGCGUCUCGGCGCGUCCAAAUCGUCGUUUUCCUCCAAUUUCAACUGGUUCCUCUGGUUUGCAACGACUGGAGCACAGUUUGUUCUCGUUUGGUGGUAUCGACGAGAGCCUGUUUUCUUCUUGCCCCCAGGAUGGUUGGGACCGAUGGGAUGGUUCCUGUCGCUUCCAUCGGCUCCAAGUGGCUCGGUGAGCGGCGCAGCCUGGCAAAUGGCAUGUCAGAGGGUGGUAAAGAUGGGCGAGCGAUUCGUCAAGGAUCUUCUUGAACCUUCACCCGAGCAGGCAGGACCUGCAGAUGCGAGUGCAACAAAUAAAACCAAGCAAUCAUAG
Molecule: messenger RNA, 594 nt
Organism: Serendipita indica DSM 11827
Lineage: Eukaryota; Fungi; Basidiomycota; Agaricomycetes; Sebacinales; Serendipitaceae
Source: the annotation of a GenBank genome assembly